CAGAGGGAGGCACACAGAGGGACUUGUCCUUGUGAUUUCUGGAGAAGGAAUUUGUACACCUUGAUCCUGGAUUUUGGAUUAACCAGCUGUUACUGAUUUCUGGACAGUCCUAAGGGGAAAAAAAGGAGAAAAGAUGAGUUCGUCACCUCGUGUGAAUGGGGUGUCCAAACCAAAUGCCAAGUCAAUUUAUGAACAAAGAAAGAAAUAUUCCAAUAUUAUCAUGGCUGAUGUCUCCCAAUAUCAAGUUAACCAUUUGGUAUCGUUCGUCAUUGAUGAAGACGAUGUGCACACGGUAGAAGAUGCCAUCCGCAAACUUAAUGCCAUGGAUGCCAAAGGCAAAGUCUGGGUUCAAGAGAUGAUUUUGCAAGUUAACAACUCAACAGUGAAGCUUCUCGACAUAGAUUCCAAGGAGGACCUGGAGGAAUUUCACCUGUCUGCGAUUCAACGAUGUGACGCAGUGCUGCCGGAGAGAAGGGUGCGCAGCCUGUUAUUGCUGGUGUGCCAGGACAAAAAGCAGCUGAAUGCCGAUGUUCAUUUCUUCCAGUGUGAUGACGUGGGGGCAGAGCUGAUAAGAGAAGAUAUUAAUAGUGCAGUGUCUGAUUUCAAAACGGGCAGUAAAGCCAAAAGGCCUGAAACUCUCAGGUUUAACAAGGAAAAAAUAAGUCAACAGGCAAAAGAAGGCUUUUCUAUGAACCGACAAGGACAGUGGCAGCAACCAGUCAUUCAUUAUGUGAGCCCAGCAGCCAUUUUGGAGAAGGAACUGCAAAGGAAACCCAAGGCAAACAGCCCAGCAUUGAACCCCAAAGUUGUGAUAAAUUCAAUAUCUCACAUGCAGCAGAAAACUGAAACCCCUCAGGACUCGUUAUAUAGCCAAAUACAGCGUACAAACAAGACACCGCAAAUCCAACCGAUUUCUGGAAGUCCACAGAUGCAACAGAAGCAGACAAAUAACACAGUGGUUGAUGGACUUCUACCGCAGGAUCCAAUGGCCAUCCGAGCUGGACGAGAAGUGGAUCUGCUGAACCACUGUUUUGAUGACAUCGAAUUCUUUAUGGCAAAUCUUCAGAAAUCAGCUGAAGCUUUUAAAGUACUCAACCAACGGAAGAAAUCAAAAAGGGGCAAAAGAAAAGAAUCUGGAGAGGGACUACUGACACUUCGAGCAAAGCCUCCCUCUUUGGAAGAAUUUGAAGAUGCCACACAGAAACUGAAGUACAGCUUCUCCCUGCUGGCAAGACUUAAAAAUAACAUAAUGAAUCCCAGCGCAGUUGAACUUGUGCACUUCUUGUUUGGACCAUUAAAAACGAUGGUGGACAGUUCGGGAGGUGUGGAACUUGCUGCUGGAAUUAAAAGUCCCAUGUUAACAAAAGAAGCGGUUGCACUAUUGAACGAAUCAUUAGAUGAGAACGAAAUGGAAUUAUGGACAUCACUUGGGCCUAACUGGACAAGACCAAGGGUGGAGUUUCCUCGUGACUAUUCCGAGUCAUACGUGCCCGUUUUUAGAAGUGGGUGGGUACCUACUAAUGCCGAUGGCCAACCCUGGGAAGAUCCAAUUGAGCUGCAGCAUCGCCAUGAAGAAUUGAGAUCUCAGCAAUCAGUUCCUCAGAUUCAAAAACCUCCCGCUCUGCCUAUACUUAAUGGCCAUCAAGAAACAGACGCCAGACGUGUGAACUGCACUUAUGAUUUUGUUGCGAGAAACAACACUGAGCUGUCUGUAUUGCAGGGAGAGACCCUGGAGGUUAUCGAUGACUCCAAAAAAUGGUGGAAGGUACAGAAUCGUUUUGGGCAGAUAGGCUACGUUCCCUACAACAUUCUUGCUCCCAUCACUGAAGCAGAACUCAACAAAGCGAAUCAGAAUAACUCUCAACCAUCAACUCCAGUGAAGAAAUCCCAGCCACCUCCUACUCCUCCAAAGAAACCAGUGGCUAAGCCUGCCCAGGCCCAGUGGGACACAGUAGAUAAUACGACCCAAGAAAAGAGCAAUAAACAAGAGAAAUUUGAUAGGAUAAAUAGUAUGAAUGAAGAACUCCUUCUCAGACUUGCUCAGGGUCGCACAGCGCCGCAGAAGACACUCAGCAUACAGAGAAUGGCUGAUACUUCCAUUCCCCUGACAGAAGAAUCUAGUCCACCAGAUGUCGGAGCCUGGUUAAAGGCCAAGGGUUUCAGCACACUGACGGUAAAUUCACUGGGCGUUCUAAAUGGAGCACAGCUCUUCUCACUCAGAAAGGAUGAAUUUAAGGCCGUAAGUCCAGAAGAAGGAGCCAGGGUAUACAGCCAGGUCAUGGUGCAAAAAUCACUGCUCGAGGACUCUAGAAAGAUUUCAGAGCUUGAGGCUGUGAUGGAGCGACAAAAGAAAAAAGUGGACAGCGAAUUAGACAUUUAAUAUCUAAUCACCUGAACUUUUAACAGACUGUAUUUAAAUGACACCAAAGAAUAAUUUAAUAUAUGUACUUUAAUUAAAUAUACCAAAGCCAAAUCUAAUCAUCUCAUUUUUGGAGAAAGAUUGCUGAAGGCAUGGAGAGCGUGUGACAAGCCCAUACACACCUACAGACUAAGGACUUUUGCAAUUCUCGAAGAAGAGACUUGACAGCCGACAAUGAAAAUGUUAAUACACGAUGAACUAUGACUCCCGCAAAGCUUCUACAAUCUAAGGAUAUUCCAAAACAAGUGUUCUUCUGAAGUCUCCAAUGGCCUUUCGCUAGGUACAUUGGAAUUACAGUAUUUUACCUUUAUCCCUUCUGGGUUUAUGAAAAAUCAGAAAAUUGAAGUUUGUUUGAGCUUGCAGCUUUUAUGAAACAGAUUUAUUGAUCUUUCACUGCUAAAUUUAAUCUGUUUUGGAGGCCUGGGAAAGUGCGAUAUUUAAUGUUCUUGGAGGGGACUAUUUUUUCUUCUCUUCUUGGAGAUUCUGAGCAAUAUAUUUUUAUACAUCACUGCUUGACAGCAAGUGCCUUGAGCUGUAUUUUCAUGCCAGACAGAAGUAGUAUAUACAGAGACACUGCUUGGCAAGGAUAUUAAGUUACAGUAAAUAAUGCAUCGGCCUAAAACUCGUUCUGCAAUCGGAGAGUCGAUGGUCUUAAAUUUACUAUGUUGUUACAGGGCAGAUGAGCAACCAAUCAGAAGUUAUUCUUAUAGGACAUCGGUCCAAAUCUCUUACCUCUAUAGUAUAUAUAUUCUGCGAACAAUUUUAUUUUUCUUUUGUAUUUAAAUGUCUAUUUUGCUUUGUAUUUAAAUGCGUAAAACACAAUUAAAGGGCUCCGUUGUUGAGCUGUGUAUUCUCUAGAUUGUAUGAAAGAGGGAAAUGUUAUUGCAGCAAAUAUUUAUUGUUUAAAAUGGUGAAUGUUGUAUACAGGAGUGUCAGGUUUGGACAAAUGGACAAUCUGUGGUUUUGCAUUUGUUGAGUAAUUGCAGUUCCCGUGACAGGAGGAUAGUUGGAUUUUUAAAUUGUCUAAAUUGUUCCUGGUUGUUGAUUUGCAUACAUCAGCAUUAAUCUGAUUGGAGAAUUGGUGGCAUCAGUGGAGAAACAUCUGACAUACUCCUGACUAAAUAAUGCA
Molecule: messenger RNA, 3548 nt
Organism: Pelobates fuscus (common spadefoot toad)
Lineage: Eukaryota; Metazoa; Chordata; Amphibia; Anura; Pelobatidae
Gene: EPS8L1
Product: EPS8 signaling adaptor L1
Exons: 22
Coding region: 134-2380 (748 amino acids)
Biological process (GO): positive regulation of ruffle assembly; Rho protein signal transduction; regulation of Rho protein signal transduction
Cellular component (GO): plasma membrane; vesicle; ruffle membrane
Molecular function (GO): actin binding
Source: RefSeq, a predicted model, not a curated record